Messenger RNA from Rubroshorea leprosula, 1404 nucleotides. The record is from the annotation of a GenBank genome assembly. NCBI's taxonomy places the organism in Eukaryota, Viridiplantae, Streptophyta, Magnoliopsida, Malvales, Dipterocarpaceae.
AGAAAAUUAGAAACGAUUGUUCGGCUUCUCUCUCCCGCUGUCCGACUCUUUUCUUCCCCUUCUCUCACCUUCCAUCCUAGGAGAGCCCGUGAAUUGAAGUACGUAAGUAGAGAAAUGGAUUAUGGUAGUUUUCAAUCCGAAGUUAAAAAGCCUGCGAAUUUUCGAUUGUGCAAUGUGUCCAGUUACACGAUUGAGUUACUGGAAAUUGUUGCUGAUCAGCCUUCAAUGCAUGUGUUGUUUAUCCCUGGAAAUCCAGGCGUUGUUACAUUUUACACGGACUUUGUGGAAUCACUGUUUGAGCUGCUUGGAGGAACUGCGUCUAUAACAGCUAUUGGACACAUUGGUCAAACCAAAAAGAACUGGGAGCGAGGGAAAUUGUUCUCAUUGCAAGAACAAAUUGAUCAUAAGAUGGAUUUCAUCAAACAGGAAUUACAAAAUACUGAAAUUCCUCUGAUACUGGUAGGGCACUCCAUUGGUUCAUAUAUAUCUCUACAGAUGUUAAGGAGGUCUCCAGAGAAGGUAAUAUAUUAUAUUGGACUGUAUCCAUUUUUAGCAUUAAAUUUACAAUCAAAGAUGCAAAUCAUCAUUGGGAAGAUUGCAAUGUCCAAAGUGCUCUCUACUUCAGCUAGUUUCCUUGUUGCAUCAUUGGGUUUGUUACCUAGAUGGACUUUGAGGUUAAUUGUCAAAAAUUUUCUUGGAAAAUCUUGGUCUAAUGCUGCAGUUGAUGCUGCUUGCUCUCAUCUGCCACAGUACCAUGUUAUGCGAAAUGUGCUCUUUAUGGCAAUGACAGAGUUCCGAAAGCUUGCAGAAACACCAGACUGGGCAUUUAUGAGAGAAAACCAGGAUAAAAUUGCAUUUUUGUUUAGCACUGAUGAUCACUGGGGCCCACUGCAAAUGUUGGAUGAGAUUGCCGGGCAGGUCCCAGGUGCUUCCUUGUCAAUCGAAAGGGAGGGCCACACUCAUGGUUUCAGUUGUACUGAGGCUGGCUCAUUAUGGGUUGCUCACCAUAUAGCUAGCCUGAUAAAGAAUCGACUGAGUGAUUCAAGUCAGUGAGCAAAACCGCAGGAUUACCUGCAAAUCAACUGGUAACAGCACAUGCUUCCUGGUGACUCUCAAACUCAAUCCCUUCCAUUAAAUUAUGAACAAUAGAAUCAGCUUCUGGUAUAUACUGUAACCUAUAUGUUCUUUAUGUAGCCAAUCUGGCUUAAGGGCACAGCAGGGUUCAUGAUGCAAUUUGGAAUCCCAAUAAGGUUUUAUUUAUAAGAACUUUUCUCUAUCCAUUUCAUCUGCAUCAGAGAACCUAAUGCAAAAUGCUUCAUUCUGCUAUAACCUACUUUGUGGACUCGCAGUGCUUUCUUGGGUGGCACCUUGGUAAAUUAUUAUAAUUAAAUUAAUUUUAAUUGA